Messenger RNA from Bipolaris maydis ATCC 48331, 1178 nucleotides. RefSeq lists its product as uncharacterized. The record is from RefSeq and is a predicted model, not a curated record. Gene Ontology annotation, cellular component: nucleus; RNA polymerase II transcription regulator complex. Gene Ontology annotation, biological process: regulation of DNA-templated transcription. Gene Ontology annotation, molecular function: DNA-binding transcription activator activity, RNA polymerase II-specific; transcription cis-regulatory region binding. NCBI's taxonomy places the organism in Eukaryota, Fungi, Ascomycota, Dothideomycetes, Pleosporales, Pleosporaceae.
ACCAUUGCGCCUGUCUAGCCGAGAUGACCAACGACGCCGCUUUCCAAGGCCCUGUCGACCCCAUGACAGGUGUCCUUCGCGCCGACCAUGGAGAGCCAGAUGAAGACAAGCCACGCGACCACAGCGAAUUCGAGACAGACUUUACAGCUGCGUUCAGUAAACAAAAACCCCGUGAUGCGGACCCGGCUGUACUCCUCUCUUCGGCCGAAGACGCAAAGUUUCCCGAUUGUGGUUUUUGCGCAGACCAGCCAGAGUCUUGCAUAUGCAGAAGCUUGCGUUCGGAAGCUGCAGAUGCAACCUCAUCGCUGGCGCCCAGUUCAAAUGCCCCUCCUGCUGAGCCUGCCAAGUCAAAUGUGAUUGUAACCGGUCCCGGUUCCUGUGCUGAUUGUCAAGCGAACCCCGAGCAGCGCGCCUGGUGCCAAAGGGUUGCACAGCUUCGCAGCGAAGCGACACCGCCCAACUCUCGACGCAACUCUGCCAGGAGCGUCGUGCUAGGAACCAUGGAGCCCAAGGCCUCUACCAGUAUCGACAUGAGCAGCUCUGUGGGUCGCGGAGAUACUGUUGGCUGCAGUGAUGCUUUUAAGCUGCUUGUUGGGCGAGUAGACACGCAAAUGGAUUGGCGUCAACUGAAGCCUGUUCCUCCAACCUUUGCGCAGGAAGAUGCUCGAAAGAACACGUUCACUAUGGAGCCAGGCAUGUACAGUGCCAUGGAGCUGGAUGCUAGCAGUAUCCUCACUACUCUACAACAUGCUCCGGGUCCCAUUAAGCCUCGUCCUUCCGAUGGUACAUAUGCACGCUUGGUUCAAGAAGCAGAAGAGCGACGCCGAAAGUCUUCCACUCCCAUGAAGAAGUCCGAUGAUCAUCCUAUGCUGGAUUGUGACAAGAACUAGCUUCACAUUUUUUCUAUCUUUGAUUCCAACGACCAUCAUUUUACCAUGUUUUAUCGGCAUCGGUCGUUGCAGAGUCAUCAUCAUGAUUGACUGUAUAUCCCAUGUGAGAGGAUUAGCAGUCGCAAAAAAAAAAGAUUACGAAUCACGGCAGGGCGGUCAUUUUACUGUUUUUCGUUUCCACUACUUGGUUUUGCUACAACACUGGUCAGACUAUAAUGAUCAUAGGAUAGACUAAUAGGAGAAUACAUCUCUCCACGUAUUACGUGCCAAAUUUACCUUAAUCCUCCU